AUGGUGUCCCUACGCUCCUUGUUUGCCGCUGGCGCGCUCUGCCUCUCAGCCGCGAAUGCCCACUUCGAGCUCCGACAACCGCCCUCGCUCGAGGGUGACAACAUGAACGAGGAUCUCGAACCCAACGCGCCCUGUGGUGGUGGCGUCGCCGACCUCAGCACGAACAAGGUUGUUGAUUUCCACGUCGAUGGUGAUGCUGUGGCUUGGUUCCUAGGCCACCCUCAGGCCAAGUGGCUCAUUCGCGGCACCCUCGACUCCAAAGCCGCCGGCAACUGGACCGAGAUGUACCCCAUCAUCCAGCAAGACGGCCGCGGCGAAUACUGCCAGCCUGCCGUCACGGCCCCGAAGGCGUGGGCGGGCAAGAAGGGCAUCAUCAGCGUUGCGUGCGGAGCCCCGGACGGUCUUCUCUUCCAGUGUGCCGCUGUCAACUUCGUCUCGGGCGCCAAUACCUCCCCCAGCCCUUGCAACAACGGGUCUGUCAACGCCAACUUCAGCGAGGACCCGAACCUCACCGCCCUCCUGGACGCCUCAACCACAACCAGCCCGGGUCCUCCCGAGUCGACCUCGGGGAGCGCAGCGCCUUCCCUGAUUCUGCCCGGCAGCGGCCUGUCGAUUGGGGGCCUUGCCGUCACCGCAGUAAUGCUUCUAGUCGGGGCAGCGGUCCUGUGA
This is a messenger RNA of Chaetomium globosum CBS 148.51, 669 nucleotides long. RefSeq lists its product as uncharacterized. Lineage: Eukaryota; Fungi; Ascomycota; Sordariomycetes; Sordariales; Chaetomiaceae. The transcript is spliced from 2 exons. The record is from RefSeq and is a predicted model, not a curated record. Bases 1 to 669 code for a protein of 222 amino acids.